GAUUGGCACAAGCACUGUUUGGUUAACGUCAUAAUUCAGGCUACCAAUAGAUAUCAAUAGUUAAAAAUACAUAGCUAUUGUGUAACUUAAACUACACACAGAUGCGUAGAUGCACGGAUGGCAUCACGCACAUGGGGGCGGUUUCCCAGACAGGGGUUAGCUUAAACCAGGACUAGGCCUUAGUUUAAUUAGCAAAUUUAAGUAGUUUUAGUAAACAUUACUUCCUAAAACAUUACUUGUGUGCUUUUUGAGACAACAAGGUAUUUUAAGAUAUGUCAGUGCAAGUUGUUUUCAGUUUGGACAGCUCUUACAUUUAUUUUAGUCUAGGACUAGUCUGACUGGGAAACCACCCCAUGGUGUGGGACACCUUUAUGUUCACUUGAUGUCACUUAAGGCACAAAACUAAAAAGAAUGUGUGAUUUUUACGAUUUUACGACUAAAAGACAGCUGUUUACACACAUUUCUGUUUAAACACCAUAAAAAUGAAUUUAGCAUAAUAGGUCGCAUUUAAUUCACAGAAAAAAAGAAGAAAAUAUAUUUUUGUGGUGAUGUGGUAUAUUUGGCAUCCUCCAUCAAUUGCCAAAAAGAGUAAGAAAAGCAAAAAAAAAAGAGAAAAGCAGAGAAAGAAAAGCAAACGAGGGUUUGUUCUGGAUUACUACAUAAAUUAAUUUAAGUACUUUUAUUUUAAUAAAAAUAGAGAUGCCCAUCACCCUCCAACUUGCAUUGUUUUAUUGUUUAAACAUGUUAAAACUAGGGCUGUCACGAUAAACCGACGAUAAAUAUCACGUGAUUUAUGCACAGCUUUUGAGUGAAGUACGGGAAAAUGCUGCUGCAUCCGAAAGCCAGAGGGCGCUCUCGUGCGGAAACUUCAAAUACGCACUGCAGAAGAAGACCAUAACACGUUCUAGAAUCUAGGAAAUGCCUAUGGACAUUUUUUUAUCACUGUUCCUCAAGCCUCAUCAGGUAUUUUUAUGAUAAUAAGGUAUAUUUAUAAUGAUCAUGUUUGACGGGUGUUGCUUUUUCAAAUGCACAUUAUAAGCGACUCAAACUCGCACUGCUUUUAGAUCGAACAGCAUUUCCUACUGAUCCCAGAGCCGUGCUUCACGGACAAGCUACGCAUUAAAAAAUAUCGCAGCCAGCUCGAUUACAUUAGGAUUUAGUGGCCACAUCUGUACACAGAGUUUACAUGCAUUUUUUAAUUUAUGCUUUAGAGUUUAAUAAAAGAUCGAGCGUUUAACAUUGUGCCACAGAGAGCCAAAAUAUGUCACGUGACUUCUCCAUGAGCUGCGGUUGACAUUUCCCAUCGUCCUCCCAAGUUUAAACUGUGGGACGCCCAGACACAUUGUGGGCAAAAACAUAAUAGGAAGAACAUAUGAAGAGUUUGGUUCCAAAAUGAGAUCCACUAAAUUUGUUCAAAAUCACGUUUUUUAUUAUGUUAUCGUGUUUUGUUGUGUAAAUUAGCUGUAUUUUCUUCCAGUUAUUACGGCUUAAAUCAAAACAAACCAACUGCAGUUUGAUUGGUAUUAAUUGGAAUGCACAAUAAAAAAACGUGAUUUUUGAAACUUUUUAAAAACGGAGUUAUCAAAUUUUGGAAUCAAACUCUUUGUAUAUAAAAUAGUAGGAUUCCAGUACUUAUCAAUUAAUUCAUUAAUUGGACCCCUAACAAAUACAAACUAUCGUACUCGGUCAAAUCACUCUCACCGGGGACAGCCAGGUGCUUUAGCGGCAUUGAUGUAAGCGCAGGGCAUAGCGAGCCCAUCCAAUCGGCGUUAGAGGUGUUGCCUGUAGGUCGAGUCUUCAUGUCGCGAUGUAAAGCCUAAUAUUUGUGUCAGAGUUAAAACUGCACGAUGCCAAUUCAACACCGAUCCAGGCCACGCCAAUCCAGCGACGAUCGUUACUCUUGGCGAAAUCAUAACAGCGAUUUAAAUCAAGAUAACGAUGCUUUAAUCAUUAUUAGACCGACUAGCAUUACUGGAUCCGUGGGACAGCCUGCAGACGGAGCGCGAACACUUCUACAAAGUUAAUCUUCUUAAACCGAAGUAACAAUCCUUAUAUCCUCCUCCAUGCUUUCCUACUGGAGUUUUAAAUGUGUUGGCCUGGGCGAUUACCCCCGCCCUCUCUAGACAGGUGACAGAUGGUACUCUUCACUUCAGUACUGCCAGCACAGAGAUGUACAGCUUUUACCUAUGACUUAUGAUGAGCACACCGAGAAUGUGACAUUACAGCGGUGAAGAGAUGAAAUAGAAAUAUUUAUGCAAAAUGAAACUAAUAAUGACUUAAAUGCAGCUCGCUUUUGCAGUCUAACUAGCAAGGAAAGGGCGAUUAGAAGUCAUUUUAAAUCCACAAGAACCUUACGUAAACAAUUGCGGUGUGCAUAUGUUUGUCGCAAACCUAAACAUGACGUUCACAUUUCCUUUGACCAUCAUCACUAGCAGACAGACCAACGCUCGCGCACACAAACUGACUUCCUGUGUGAAAUUAGUAGGCAUGCGUUUCAAGUUUGGCGUCGUUAUUCAGAGAUGGAAAAUAUGCUAAAAGUAAGAGUGGCGGUGUAUCAUAAUUUCUGAGUGUGGGCUUUAAGGAAUAUUCCCACCACUGAGCCGCAGACCCGUUAAAUGUGUGGACUUGCGGACGGCUUAAUCGAUUGAUUCGCUACCUUGUGCAAAAAACAGCGGUGACCUGCAGUGACAACAGUUUCUCAUUCGUGCGAUGUGAAACAUGGACCAUCCGGCGUAUCAUGGGCCCUUAACCAAACAGAGAUGCGAGGAGUUACUGGGCAAGAAAGGAAAGGAUGGGACAUACCUCAUCCGUGACAGUGAGACCAUCCUGGGAGCUUUCUGCCUAUGUGUGUACAAACAAAAAGUGGUUUUUACUUACAGGAUCCUACAAACCCACACUGGAUACUUUACUUUACAGACUAGUUCGGGAGUAGAAGAAAAGUUUUUCAAAUCAUUGAGGGAACUUAUUAAGCAUUAUAAACAGAGAAAUCAAGGUUUAGCAACACACCUGUGCCAUUCACUGAAAAUAAAAACAUUCCAAGAACAGCCUCAGCAAUGUGCAGAACCAGUAGUGCCCGAUGAGGACAAUGACUAUGAAAAUGUGGACUGCUCCGGGGAAUAUGUUGUUGUUCUUCCAGAUUGAUUUAUAUGCAAUAGUAAUGCUGGUAAAUUAAAUUACCAGAACAACUUUUAUGGUAAAAAUACAAAUGUGCUGUUCACACAAGCAACUUUUAACAGGUCUUUUUACUGGACAGAUACCAUUCACACAUCAUACCAAAAAACAUGGCCAAACUUUGUAUCCGAAUGCACAUGGUCCAUAUUUUUGUUGCUCUUUUCAUUUUUGUGGCAAAGGCUGGCUUCCAUGCAGUUGCACUCGACCCAAUGAUGUUGUAUUAGAUGACUUUAAAGUGAACUACUAAACUGUUUCUUUGACUUGCAUAAGUAUCACAGUGUAAACGGGUCAUCUACAUCAGAAUGGAAUGACACAGUUUGGGCACCGCUGUUUUAUAUAGUACAUAUAGGCGCAGUAUGUGACCCAUAUGCCCUGGAUGUUCCUUGACCUAAAAUAUGACAUAUUAACAACAGCCAUGGACAUAACUUACUCGAAUGUUAGUAAACAAGUACAAGGUCAUGUUCACGCUUAAGCACCUUAAUGGAAAUCAGGCAGUAAUUUACCAGUGAAGACUGUGAAAAGGACUAAUGUAACAUUUUUACUGGGAAAUGGGAUCAGCCAAUAAGAAUAUUUGAAAAAAAAAUUUGAGAGAACAUUAGCAUUUGUACAUUUUGUAAAUUUGACUACAAUUCUUGUACACUGCAAAAAGUGAUGUGUUAAAAAUGACACAUGUUGUGUCAAAUUUUAACACAUGUAGGGAGUGUGUUCAGGGACAACACAAGUUGUGUCAAAUUUAACACAAUAUGUGUGCAAGCCAUUUUAACACACAAAUUGUGUCAGAGAAUUUAACACACAAAUGUGUGUUUUUAAGCAAUUAAUGUGUUACCAUGUAAAGUAUUUUUAGUUUUAAAAUUACGCCCUCCCUUCAGGAGAUAACACAUUUACUGUGUUAAUCUUUCCAGGGGUAUUUUUUAAAUAAAAUGCACACUAUGUGUGUAGAAAUAUACACAGCAUGUGUCAUUAUACUAUUAACACAGGGAUGUGUGUUGUUUUUUAACACAUCCGUUUUUGCAGUGUAUGUACAUGGUAUCUAUAUUUUGUCAAUAUUGUAAUGUGCUGUGAAAAUUGUUUUUAUGUAUGUGCUUUCUUGAUAUUGCAAGUUAUUUUGCUAGUGUUUUUAGUAAAAACACAAAUAGAUGUGGUUUUAGGUUUUUUUUUCAUUUGAGUAGAGCUUGGUACAGGACGUCAUGGAUAACGUUGAUCUGUGGGCGCGAGACUAUCUAAAAAUCUUUUUCCGACUUUUAAAACAUGAUCAUAAUGUAACACAUCUUUGUAUGUAAUGAAAACAAUUCUGGCUGAGUAAGAGAAACUUCAUGUAUUAUUUAUGUCUUGGAGGCCACUUUGUUCCAAUACAAAUAUUAUGUCUGUGUUUUUACUAAUGACCCGUCAUCAAAUUUACAUAUACUUCUGUUAUUAUUUUUAAAUAAAAGGUAUUAAACCACUGAAAUGAAAUGUAAA
Molecule: messenger RNA, 4629 nt
Organism: Triplophysa rosa
Lineage: Eukaryota; Metazoa; Chordata; Actinopteri; Cypriniformes; Nemacheilidae
Exons: 4
Coding region: 2719-3141 (140 amino acids)
Source: RefSeq, a predicted model, not a curated record